Molecule: messenger RNA, 942 nt
Organism: Striga hermonthica
Lineage: Eukaryota; Viridiplantae; Streptophyta; Magnoliopsida; Lamiales; Orobanchaceae
Source: the annotation of a GenBank genome assembly
AUGCUCUAUACCUAUGCUCUUUCUGCUUUGGUAGUUGCUCCUCUUGCCUACAUUUUCCAUAGAAAGGCAAAACUUCCUCCAUUUACAACGGGCAUCAUGCUCAAAUUUUGCUCGCUCGGGGUUUUGGGUUUUGUAGCGCAAUAUCUUGGGAAUGUAGGCAUUGCUUUGAGCAAUCCAACUUUGGGUUCAGCCAUGAGCAAUCUCACUCCCGCUACUACUUUCAUUCUCGCCAUUCUCUUCAGGAUGGAAAAGAUAGAUUUAAGAAGUUCAAGCAGCCUGGCCAAGAUCACGGGCACGAUCUUGUCCAUGGCAGGCGCCUUUGUGGUCGUUCUGUAUGAAGGCCCACCAAUCAUAGGCCAUACGGCCCAUAAAUCAAUGGGCCUUCCACUAUUCUCGUUAUCGGCCCAAUCGAACUGGAUCGCGGGCGGCCUUGCUCUGGCAGCUGAGUACAUCAUCGUCUCCAUAUGGUACACCUAUCAGGCCAAAGUUAUCAAGAAAUACCCAGCAGAAUUUGUGUUGGUGUUUUUCUACAAUGUGACUUGUUGUGCACUGUCACUUGUUGAUUGUCUAUUUAGGGAGCAAAAUUUUGAUGCAUGGAAAGUGAAGCCUGAUGUGCGCCUCAUCUCCAUAUUAUAUGCGGGAACACUAGGAACUGGACUCACUAUUCUGAUACACUCUUGGGGAUUACACGUGAAGGGUCCGGUGUAUGUUGCACUAUUUUUGCCUAUGUCUAUUGCAAUUGCAGCUAUCAUGGGACUAAUUCUACUUGCUGAUACACUUCACCUUGGCUGCAUCCUGGGAUCCAUAAUUAUAUCUGCGGGUUUUUACACUGUGAUUUGGGGCAAGGCAAAAGAAGAAAAUGGAGAUAAUAAACAUGAAGGUUAUGAAGAUUUGGAGUCAUCAUCGCCAUGUGCAAGCUCAUCUGCACCACUUUUGGAAUAA